UUCAUAUUUCCUUUUCCUUCCUUUUUCUUAUAAACCCUAUUUUGUGUGUGUGUUUUGAAUUCAUUCAAUUCAACAAAUUAUAACAAUAUAUAAUAUUUGUAAUAAAUAGUAGUAAAAGUUGGUGGCGAUGAAUGCACCGGCGGCGGCGGCGGCAUCGAUUGUGGCCGGUAACCCGACCCAAAUUCAACCUAAAAUGAAUUCGAUUAGCAGCAGCUACUACUCAUCUACUUAUUCUCUUUUCUUAUUGGAGAGAAAUAAACGCAUAACUCCCUCACGUCUCUUUUCAUCCUCCCCUUCCCUUAUCAGAGCUGUUUCUACUCCAGUGAAGCCGGAAACUUCUGUGGAGACAAAACGGAGUAAGGUUGAGAUAUUUAAAGAACAAAGUAACUACAUACGAUACCCUCUUAACGAGGAGUUAUUAACCGAUGCACCGAAUAUAAACGAGGCGGCUACCCAACUCAUAAAGUUCCAUGGAAGCUAUCAACAAUAUGAUAGAGACGAGAGAGGUGGAAGGUCGUAUUCGUUUAUGCUUCGUACUAAGAACCCGUGUGGGAAAGUCUCCAAUCAACUUUACCUUGCAAUGGAUGAUCUUGCUGAUCAGUUUGGGAUAGGGACACUUCGGCUGACAACCCGACAGACUUUUCAGCUCCAUGGGGUCAUUAAGAAGGAUCUUAAGACUGUGAUGAGCACAAUUAUUAGAAAUAUGGGAUCAACGCUCGGUGCGUGUGGUGAUCUUAAUAGAAAUGUUCUUGCUCCUGCUGCUCCUUUUGUUAGGAAAGAUUACCUUUUUGCGCAGCAAACUGCAGAUAAUAUUGCUGCCCUCUUGACCCCACAGUCGGGAUUUUAUUAUGAUAUGUGGGUGGAUGGAGAACAGUUUAUGACUGCAGAACCUCCGGAAGUUGUGAAAGCUCGCAAUGAUAAUUCUCAUGGGACUAAUUUCCCUGAUUCGGCUGAACCCAUAUAUGGAACUCAGUUCUUACCAAGGAAAUUCAAAGUUGCAGUUACUGUCCCUACGGAUAACUCUGUUGAUCUUUUCACAAAUGAUAUUGGUGUUGUUGUUGUUUCUGACGAUAACGGGGAACCUCAGGGUUUCAACAUAUACGUUGGUGGUGGCAUGGGAAGAACACAUAGGAUGGAAACCACUUUUCCUCGCCUAGCAGAUCCUAUAGGUUAUGUCCCUAAAGAGGAUAUCUUGUAUGCAGUGAAGGCUAUUGUUGUUACACAACGUGAAAAUGGCAGGAGAGAUGACCGCAGGUAUAGCAGAAUGAAGUACUUGAUAGAUUCAUGGGGGAUUGAAAAGUUUAGAUCUGUUGUUGAAGGGUACUAUGGAAGGAAAUUUGAACCAACCCGGGAGUUACCUGAGUGGGAAUUUAAAAGCCAUCUCGGAUGGCAUGAGCAGGGUGAUGGGCGUUUAUUUUGUGGGCUCCAUGUUGAUAGUGGCAGGGUUAAGGGGGUAACAAAGAAGACAUUACGAGAAAUAAUUGAGAAGUAUAACUUAAAUGUGCGGAUCACGCCAAACCAAAACAUUGUUCUUUGUGACAUCCGUCCCUCUUGGAAACGCCCAAUCACUGUAGCUCUAGCACAAGGUGGUCUGCUGCCCCCUACUUAUGUGGAUCCCCUAAACAUAACUGCAAUGGCAUGCCCUGCUCUGCCUCUGUGCCCUCUUGCCAUAACUGAAGCUGAGCGAGGGAUUCCUGACCUCCUUAAGCUGGUUCGGGCUGUAUUUGAGAAGGUGGGUCUCCCGUAUAACGAAUCCAUAGUAGUAAGAGUUACCGGUUGCCCUAAUGGUUGUGCCCGGCCUUACAUGGCUGAACUCGGAUUAGUUGGUGAUGGUCCUAACAGCUAUCAGAUCUGGCUUGGGGGGACACCGGCUCAAACUUCACUAGCCAGAACUUUCAUGAACAAGGUUAAGAUUCACGACCUCGAGAAGGUGUUCGAACCAUUGUUCUACAGCUGGAGAUUGAAAAGGAAAUCUAGGGAAUCAUUCGGCGACUUCACAAAUCGCAUGGGAUUUGAGAAACUUCAAGAAGUAGUUGACAAGUGGCAAGGGGUACCAAAAUCGUCAUCAAGAUACUACUUGAAACUUUUUACAGACAAGGAAACAUAUGAAGCUGUGGAUGCACUCGCAAGGAUUGAGAAUAAGAGUGCUCACCAACUGGCAAUGGAGGUCAUUCGUAAUUAUGCUGCUUCCCAGCAAAAUGGCAAAAGCCAGUAAGAUCAUGAAUGUCCGUAGCAUCUACUAUUUUUGUUCUACCAUAUUGCCCUUCUCUCGAUAUUCAUGGAAAUGGCCGGAAUAAGAUCAUGUUUUAGUGUGUUUCAAUUUAGCUGUUGAUUCAGAUUUAUAUCGAUGUAUGUCGCUACUGUUGGAACUUUUGUUUUGACAUUUUGUUUUUCUAUCUUCUGAGAGUAGUAUUUGAUUUCGAGUCUGACCCAAAUGAGGAUCUGAGUUCUCAGGUCCAAGGGAAAUGGAUUUGGUUUUGUUUGAAGUAGUCUGAUGUUGUCAUCUGGUGUUUAUAUCAAUAAAUUUCUAGAUGUUAAAAUCC
Messenger RNA from Erigeron canadensis, 2543 nucleotides. RefSeq names its product sulfite reductase 1 [ferredoxin], chloroplastic. The record is from RefSeq and is a predicted model, not a curated record. The transcript has 8 exons. Gene Ontology annotation, molecular function: sulfite reductase (ferredoxin) activity; 4 iron, 4 sulfur cluster binding; heme binding. Gene Ontology annotation, biological process: sulfate assimilation. Lineage: Eukaryota; Viridiplantae; Streptophyta; Magnoliopsida; Asterales; Asteraceae. Bases 128 to 2215 code for a protein of 695 amino acids. Gene Ontology annotation, cellular component: sulfite reductase complex (NADPH); chloroplast stroma.